Orbicella faveolata is the source of this 2863-nucleotide messenger RNA. RefSeq names its product elongator complex protein 5-like. Lineage: Eukaryota; Metazoa; Cnidaria; Anthozoa; Scleractinia; Merulinidae. Gene Ontology annotation, molecular function: tRNA binding. Gene Ontology annotation, biological process: tRNA wobble uridine modification. Gene Ontology annotation, cellular component: nucleus; elongator holoenzyme complex; cytosol. The record is from RefSeq and is a predicted model, not a curated record.
UCCUAAGUUAUUACCCGGCCAAUAUGGUGACUUUCGGGCACAUGAGAAUCAAAAUGUAACUUUUCCUCUAAGAGAAGAGAAAUAAAAUGCUUCUUGGAGAUAUUGUAAAUGGAAAAGAAAAGUCUCACCUCGUUCUUGUCCAUGACACCGUAAAUCAGGAUGGUAAACCUUUAUUAUGCUGUUUCGUCAAAUCACUUCUUGAAAGCGCUGACGUCAUACAUGCCAUACUGUGGGAUAUGUCACCUGAACAGUUCAUUGGUGCAUUUGACUCGCAUUUGAGAGAAAGGAUUUUCUGCUAUGAUGGUUUCUCUGAUCCUCUUGGAUGGCAUCUCUCAAGAAACGAUUGUGAUAAUAGUCGUGUCUGUGUUAUCCAUCAGAACUCUAAUGUAGCACAAGUGGUUAAGAGUAACUUGGCAAGUCAUUCCUCCCAAAACAGCAAUCCUGGUUAUAUAACUAAAGUAGCUAUUGUAAUCAAUUCCUUAAGCAGACUGUUGCUAUGGAAAUCCUCGUCAACAGUGUGCACAUUACUCAAUCAGCUGUAUUCCAAUCCUCCUGACUCACAGACAGGUUAUCAAGUUGUUCAGGUUGUUGGUUUGGUGCACACAGAUCUUCAUGAUGAUCAGACUUUGAAUGCCGUCAAUUUCCUAGCUUCAUCACUGCUUUGGAUGACACAAGACCUUGAGCAAAAAAAUUCUGAUCCAUCAGUUAGUUGGUGUAGAAUUCUCCACAAAAGAAAAACAGGAAAAGUGAUCAGAAAGGUUGAAAGCUUCACCCUUGGCGAUAACUAUGAACUGACAGAACAUGAAGAAAAGGAUUGGAAUGCUUCCUCUUCUACGGCCCACAGUGAACCACUGGCUGUUCAAGAGGUUGAUCCAACUCAAAACCUCACAUUCAACCUCAAACUGACAGAAAAUGAACGUCAAGCUCGGGCCAACCUGAAACUUCCAUACAUGUACCAUGAAGAGAAGAAAAGCGAGGUGGCAGUAAACUCAGUAGGAGAGGGGAGAGUCUUUUACCAACCUGAUGAAGCAGACGACUUUGAUGAAGACGAUCCCGAUGAUGAUUUAAAUAUCUAAACAUUAAUUUUAUUGAGAAACUGAAAGGUGUUUGUAUUGAAGGAAGAGAUUAUAAAUAUAUAUUAAGCAUUAAAUACAAUUGUGUACUGUAAGUGACUUAACCUCUCAUUCUCCCCACAUCAUGUUUGAAUUUCGUGUAUUGUAUGUUUAGAAAUCGUAGUUUCCAUACAAACCAUAUGACCAUACAUUACAAGCAUAUGAAAUUAAGCACCACAAUGAAGAAUUCUUUAGUGCUUACAGUAUAUACAUUGCACCACUGGUAACAAUUAAUUUUAUACCCUGUGAGCAGUUAGUUUCUCCUAUGCCGAACCAACUGCUCGCAGGGUAUAAAUUUUACCUCUAAACUUAUAUUUUUGGAACUGUGUUUAACUUUAUCCUUUUUUUCUUGGCUUCAAAAGAUUUCAUUAGGAAGAGGACAACAUUUGGCACUUCUGGGGGUAGCAUUUCAUGUUUCAUUCUUUGUCUAGUUUGAUGAUUGAAAAAAGUGCUUCUCUUCCUUCACUACCCUUUCUUUUAUAGUACAUAGCACUUCAUGUUUAACUUAUUGGUUGAAAACAAGGGCAAACCAGGAUAUUGUCAGCUAUAAGAUGCAUAAUACAUGCUGCUGUUAUUUAUAUUCAAGUCCAAGCUUGUACCAGGAGAUCUUUUAAAAAACACAUUUUUAAUUAUAUUUGACAUUAGAAAGUAUGUGGAUGUUGAUGAAAGAAGUAGAACAGUAAGGAUGGGUUCCAAUUAGUGCGAUACUGUCUGUUCACGAUGCAAAGAAAGUCCUGUCAGAUGACCUGCAGCUAGUGGAUUCUGUCUGUGAUCUGUGUAAAACGCAGACUGUGGACUGCACACCAGGGUUAAAAUGCAGACAGCAGACUGGGGCUAGAAUGCAGACUUGUUAACUGAUCAUGCUACCAUUUCGUUCAUUGAAGUCUAACUGAAAACAGGCUAACUGACGCUUCAUUCAGGCUAACCCUAGUGAUAUUCAGAUUAACCAGUGUGAUAUUCAGGCUAACCGAAGUGCAGACUUUCCCAGGCUCAAAUUAGUUUCAAUAACCCUAUAAAUAAGGUUAGCCCUUGAUAAUGGCAAUAAUGCGAUUACUCAAUAAGUCUGCAGGCUGCAUUUUACCCUCAGUUUACAUUUUACCAAGGUCUGCAGUCCAUAGCCUGCAUUUUAAACUGACCGUCCUGUCUGUCACUUGCUCAAUAAGCUAGUGAACUUUCUUGAGGAAAUUUUUGAGGAAAUCAAACUACAGAAGUAAGUUAGUGAGAAUGAGUUUUAGGCCAACAUAUCAUAGCUAGAGCUUGCCCAAAGGGCAAGCCUCAAAGGUAAAACCAUGUAUGCAUGGCAAUUUUUGUUUCCCAAGGAAGGCUGGAAGAUGUCAUGUUUUCCGGAAUUAUCCAUACCCACCCCAAGAAAGGUAAGGGAGCAGUAUAGAUACUUUCUCAAGGCUAGGAAACAACUUCAAUUACAGCUUGUCCUAUGGAAAAGCAGUUCUCAAAUUUUGCUUGUCCAGGGCAAAUCUUUAUUUGCCUUUUUACUUGGACUUCUGUAGGAAAGCCCAAGUAAAAAGGCAAAUUUCCAUAGGAAAGUUUAUCCAUAGGAAAGCCCAAGUCAUAAAAUGCAGGGCAUUUGUCGUCAUCAUAUUUGGUAAACAAAUGGGGGGUCAUAGUCCCAGGUGUUCCUAACAUAGAGCGUGGAAAUGGGGGAUGAGAAUGCAACCGCUUGCUUUUUCGGUAGUAGCUUGAAUUGAUAGAUGAGAAGGCCCUUCUUUCUUCCGUUACAUUUUGUGACCGAU